This is a messenger RNA of Triticum aestivum (bread wheat), 408 nucleotides long. RefSeq lists its product as uncharacterized. The record is from RefSeq and is a predicted model, not a curated record. The transcript has a single exon. The coding region runs from base 76 to 315 and encodes 79 amino acids. NCBI's taxonomy places the organism in Eukaryota, Viridiplantae, Streptophyta, Magnoliopsida, Poales, Poaceae.
CAUGGGAAAUCAAGCAUCUACCAACGCACCACACCCACAUAGGAAGAAACCGAUCAGCGCUAGGCGCCACUGACCAUGGACAAGAUCUUGGCUUUCUCGAUCCUGAGCUCCUCGCCGGCGGACAUCGCGGGUGCCGGGUACGCCACACGCCUUUCCUGGCGGAGCCGCAGCUGGCAGCAGCCGGAGAAAGCCACGGAGAAGCAGCGGCAGGAGGAGAAGGUCGACCAAGCCUCUCGCCCAGAGAUGAAGCGGGAGAUGCGUUUCACGCCGGAGUUCGACGGCAUCAACUGCUUCGAGUCCAUGAUCUCAUUCUGACCGGCUCGCCGGCUGUCUCGGUCGAGAUUUUUCAGUUUUUUUUUUUUGGCUAUUUUUUGGUUGCUUAAUCAGUGAAGAGACAUGUUAUCCGUA